UCUUCUUCUUAUUGCCUGUGGUAUCCAAACAACCCAGAAAAAAAGCGUGGCGUUGUAAAUAAAAGCGCAAAAUCAUUUUUUUUCCUGGAAAAUAGUAUGCACACGCAUAAUCACUUCAAAACUCCGUCGGAUGCAGAGGAAGUGGACGAUUUGGACGACGAAAUGGUAAUGGGCGUGAUAGCCGAGAUUGAACAGGAAGUUCUCUAUGAAUCGGACAGUGACGACGACUUUAGAGCGGAACAAGAGGGUGCUCCACCACCUGAUGAUGAUGAUGACGAUGGAAACCAAAACAUCAGCAGCGAUGAUAGCUUUGAUCCAAAUGCAGAGGAUUCCGAUUCCGAUGAUUCCACAGAAAACGAUGAAGAGACCCAGGCGACAAGCGCCAAGCGACGAAAGGAUGACGAUGGUCCGUCAGGGAGCCACAAGGGCACAGAAUCCAAUUUCGAUUUGGAUCUGGAGGACGAAUCAGAUGAGACAGUGCGUGCCAUAAUUGCAGCUAUCAAGAAACCUCGCAGUGCUCCACCAGAGAUCAAGCUAGAGGACUUUGUUACAGAUAUUUCCUUCCAUCCAGAGCGCAACAUCAUUGCCCUGGCCACCAUUAUUGGGGAUGUGCAUCUGUACGAGUACGCCAAUGAGGGCAACAAACUUCUACGUACCAUUGAAGUGCAUUCGAAGGCCUGUCGGGAUGUGGAGUUUACAGAAGAUGGCCGAAAUCUGCUUACUUGUUCCAAGGACAAGUGUGUUAUGGUAACCGACAUGCAGACGGAGAAGUUGAUAAAGCUUUAUGAGACUGCGCACGAUGAUGCCAUUAACACAUUGCACGUCCUCAAUGAGAACCUGUUCGCCACGGGAGAUGAUGCGGGCACAGUAAAGCUCUGGGAUCUGCGCACCAAGCAGCACGUGUUUGAGCUGAAGCAAAUAGAUGAUCAAGUGACCCAGUUGUUAUCCAACGAACAGAAUACGCUGCUUCUGGCUACCAGCGCUGAUGGAUACCUAACCACGUUCAACAUCCCCGGUCGCAAGUUGUACGUACAAUCGGAGCCCUACGAAGAGGAGCUCAAUUGCAUGGGUGUCUACCGUGGCGACUCCAAGCUUGUGGUGGGCACUUCCAAAGGAAAGUUGUACAGUUAUAAUUGGGGCUCUUUCGGGUACCAUUGUGACAUGUAUCCUGGUAUUAAAAGUCCUAUUAGCCUGAUGAUACCCAUCACCGAUCGAAUCGCCUGUGUGGCUGGAGAGGAUGGCAACAUACGCGCCUGCCACAUAACGCCGUAUCGAAACCUAGGCGUAGUGGGACAGCAUAGCAUGCCCGUCGAAGCAAUGGAUGUGAAUUGCAAUGGUGAGCUGUUGGCAUCGUCGUCACACAACAACGACGUUCGCUUCUGGAACGUUAAGUAUUUUGAGGACUUUGGGGACAUCAAGUACAACGAGAAACACAAUGCCUACAAGGAGCAGCGGCAUAACUUGCCCUCCUCGAAGUGCACCAACACGGGUGACUUCUUCGCCGACCUGGCAAAUCAAGAGGAAGAAAACGAGGAUAACGACGCUACAUAGGGUAUAUGUAUGGCCUUAUAUCUAAAUUCACGGGGGGGUUUCUAAUGGGUGGGUCUUUAAC
Messenger RNA from Drosophila bipectinata, 1612 nucleotides. RefSeq names its product WD repeat-containing protein 55 homolog. The record is from RefSeq and is a predicted model, not a curated record. NCBI's taxonomy places the organism in Eukaryota, Metazoa, Arthropoda, Insecta, Diptera, Drosophilidae. Gene Ontology annotation, molecular function: protein binding.